Oppiella nova is the source of this 293-nucleotide messenger RNA. The record is from the annotation of a GenBank genome assembly. Lineage: Eukaryota; Metazoa; Arthropoda; Arachnida; Sarcoptiformes; Oppiidae.
AGAGCAUGACUGGUAUUAGUAUCUCUUCCGGUUUGGAUCAACUCGUUGUCAUUCACCUGAACGACGGCAACGAUUUUCUCUUCUCGUUAGUAAACCUUAAAGAUAAUCAAAACUCAAACAUCAAUCGUGUGGGAGAACUGGUGGCUGUUCUUCUGCAUCAAUACUACUUACUUCAAAAGCGAGAAUUAAAAGUAAAGGUCGGAGAACCCGUUUUCUGUAAACUCGGCAAAAAGGAUAAGAAAGUGGACAUUGAGUUCAACGCACCGUCAGUUAUAAGUAUUACCAUGAAUUGA